AUGUCUGCCACGCCCGUUUUCACUAAGAACGCAGCACCGCCUGCCGGCCCUUACUCCCAGGCCAUCAAGACCCCCACUACCAUCUACUGUUCGGGCCAGAUCCCUUGCGAUGCCGAGGGCAACCUAGUUGAGGGCACCAUCCAGGAGAAGACGGCCGCAUGCAUUGCCAACCUCAAGGCCGUCCUCGAGGAGGCCGGCUCAGGAAUUGAGAAGGUAGUCAAGGUCAAUGCCUUCCUGACCGACAUGGCCAACUUUGCUGCCAUGAACGAGGAGUACGCCAAGUGGUUCGUCCACAAGCCCGCCCGCAGCUGCGUCGCCGUGAAGCAGCUUCCCAAGGGUGUGGACGUUGAGAUUGAAUGCAUUGCGCUUCCUUGA
Messenger RNA from Chaetomium globosum CBS 148.51, 375 nucleotides. RefSeq lists its product as uncharacterized. The transcript is spliced from 4 exons. The record is from RefSeq and is a predicted model, not a curated record. Gene Ontology annotation, molecular function: deaminase activity. Gene Ontology annotation, cellular component: cytosol; mitochondrion. Lineage: Eukaryota; Fungi; Ascomycota; Sordariomycetes; Sordariales; Chaetomiaceae. Bases 1 to 375 code for a protein of 124 amino acids.